Molecule: messenger RNA, 2676 nt
Organism: Pseudopipra pipra
Lineage: Eukaryota; Metazoa; Chordata; Aves; Passeriformes; Pipridae
Gene: OTOP1
Product: otopetrin 1
Exons: 6
Coding region: 137-1945 (602 amino acids)
Biological process (GO): proton transmembrane transport; inner ear morphogenesis
Cellular component (GO): membrane
Molecular function (GO): proton channel activity
Source: RefSeq, a predicted model, not a curated record
UCAGCAUCCUUUUUCCCCCCGGCGGCCUCCCUUCCCAUCGGGGUCCUGGGGCUCGGCCCCGGCAAGGGACCCCCGGCGGUCCCCGCCCGCGGGCAGGCACGGCCAGGGCCACGGCCCCGCUCCGCCCCCGGCCGGGAUGGGGGACGGGCCAGCCUCGGGGCUCCCGGGGGAAGCGCGGCCGCCUGCUUGCAGCACCUGGCCAGCGGCGUGGGAGAUGGAGAAAGCCGCCGGUUUCCCCGCGGUGGGCGGCAGCUACCCGCAGAAAAACGCCGAGAUCCUCAGCAGCCAGUAUGGCAUCAACCUCUUCCUGGCCGGGCUGCUGCUCACCUUCGCCUGGGCUGUGCACGCCGUGGGCAUCAGCAAGAGCCACCUGCUCUCCUACCUCAUCACGCUGAUGCUCAUCCAGCUGCUGUGGAUGUUGUGGUACCUUUGCAGGAGCUGCACGCAGAGGAGGCUGAUCCGGGACAAGGACACCCACGCCGGGGCCCGCUGGCUGAAGUGUGGGAUUACUUUGUUUGCAGUGAUUACUUUAAUUAUGGACUCUUUUAAAAUUGGAUAUUACAUUGAUUUUUCAAACUGUUUAUCACCAACUGAAGGCAUUUUUCCUGUUACACAUGCUGUGCACACCAUCUUACAGGUUUACUUUCUGUGGUGUCAUGCGAAGGAUGUUAUCCAGUCUUUCAAAACACUUGAAAGGUUUGGGGUUAUCCAUUCUGUGUUCACAAAUUUGCUCCUGUGGACAAACGGAGUCUUAGCAGAGUCAAAACAUCAAUUGAAUGAACAUAAGGAAAGACUAAUCACGCUUGGUUUUGGGAACAUAACUAUAGUUCUAGAUGAUCAUGCACCUCAAUGCAACUGCACAACAACAACUCUCUGCUCUAUAUUUUCUCAAGGAAUAUAUUACCUAUAUCCCUUUAAUAUAGAGUACCACAUCCUGGCAUCCACAAUGCUCUAUGUCCUGUGGAAGAACGUUGGCCGCAAAGUUGAGCACCACCAGCAAAACAAAACUCGAUUCAAAUUCCACGGCAUAACUGUCGGAAUGAUUUUCGGACUAAUCGUGUUAACCAGCACAAUAGCCAUAGUUGUUGUGUAUUUGAUUCAGAUUGGAGGUUCAAAAAUCAAAAGCGAGUUAGCACUCACUAUGUUUUACUUGCACGCUAUCUUUGUGCUGGCUCUCAUGUGUACAGCUGGAAUUGUCGCCCUUCUCAUCUACAGACUGGAAGAUAGAUCGCUGGAUAAUUCAAAGAAUCCUGCUCGAAAACUUGAUGCAGAACUGCUGGUGGGCACAGCUGCAGGGUCCUGGCUGCUCUCCUGGGGGUCCAUCCUCGCCAUUAUCUGUGCCCAAGCUCAUCCAAAAUACACCUGGUAUAACCUGCCCUACUCUGUUCUGGUUAUCAUUGAGAAAUAUAUUCAGAAUCUCUUUAUCAUUGAAUCCAUACACCGUGAGCAGGAAAAGGUUAAUGAUGACAUUAAAACUCUCCGAAUAGUGACUAUAUCUCGGGGGAGCACUUUGUCCCUUACCCCCUUGUACAAAGAGAUUUACAAUGGCAGAGCCACUCGUGACACUGGGGAGGUGCCCUGUCUGUUUAAGGGCAGUAUCUGUGGGAGAGAUAACGAUGGUGCUGGUGUUGCCAAAGAAGAAACGAGUCAGGACAAUACUUCAGUCAUGCAUUCGGCCUCAGAUUUCUCAUUUUACAGUAGAAACUCAGUUACUAACAACAAGAGGAGAAUUCUGAAGAACAUUGCUGCAUUUUUAUUCCUUUGCAACCUUUCGCUGUGGAUACCCCCGGCAUUCGGGUGCCGCCCGGAAUAUGACAAUGGACUGGAAGAAAUAGUUUUUGGCUUUGAACCCUGGAUAAUUGUUGUGAACCUUGCGAUGCCUUUUUCCAUUUUCUAUCGGAUGCAUUCAGCUGCCUCGCUCUUUGAGGUCAAUUGUAAAACAUAGAUCAUACACGGUCCCUCAGUGAACAAUUGAUUGAAUAAUUAAUUAAAUAAAUAACAGUUGAAGGAGUGGAUGAAUGAAUGAAAGAAUGUAGCAGCUGCUCAAUAAAUAGAAGAUUCAAUAUUUUCUUUAAAAGAAGGGACCAUAGCUAAUAGCAUGUAAUUGUUUUUAUUUUUCUUCCACAUAUUUUGUUAUAUGUGUGGUGUUAUUGUAUAGGUACACUUUUCAGAAUCAUAUUAGUGUUAAUAUGAUUAACACUACAUAAUAAAGUUAAUUCGAUCUCAUUAAUCUUUGUUUUAGUCAUCUGGGAUUUGUCUUCUGUAUGAUUUGUAUAGCUUUGUUUUCAUUCAUUGUGACUUGUAAAAGGGAUUUACAAAAAGUUCUGUAUGAUUUAGGAGGGAAAAUCCCAGGAAGAGCUGAACUGAAUGAUGCUCCUGAAUCACAGAGAUACUAGAAAAACUCCAGUUCUUAAUUCCUAAGGUUUUUUUAAUAGUAAAAUCCGAAAACAUUUACUAUGUAAUUGGGAUGUGGGAAUUAAUUUAGACUUCAUGAAUAGUGAUAAAAAUCAAUAUAUUAUUAUUAUUAUUUCCUUAACUACAUAGCAAGAAAUCCAGGUAAGUAACAUGUAUGAUUAGGUAUCAUGCUGUAUAUAACUUUUUCUGAUAAAAUAUAUUUCUAUUAAUUGUAUUUACUAUAUGACAUAACUGACAAAUAAAGUUAAUCUUUUUACUUAA